UCUAAGGGUCCAAUAAACCAAUUUGACGUUUUCUCCUCCUAUCAUCUUCCAAUUUGGUAUGCGCAAACAAAAACAAAAGGCAAAGACAAAUUUAACUUCUGAAUUUCAAAACCUCUCGGCGAGGAAGAAAAGAGAGGAAAAAAUGGCGAUUUGCAUGUGUUGCGAGUCACAUAUUGUAGCGAAAUCGAUAGUGAAUCCAUGGAAUUCGCAGAGAAGAGCGAAGCUAGGUUUUGUAGCGGUCGGCCGCACGGUUCGCCGUUCUCCGGCUACGGUCAGGGCAUCGGCGGUGGAUUCCCCUGAGAGUUCUUCCAAUUUCGCUAAGCGUAUGGAACAAGCCUGGCUUAUCUCCCAGCAACCAAGACCUGUUGGAUGUUCAUCGUGCGAUUCAAAGGGUCACGUUGAAUGCAAAUGGUGUGCGGGUACAGGAUUUUUUAUCCUUGGUGAUAACAUGCUCUGCCAGGUUCCCUCAAGGAAUACUUCUUGCGUUAUCUGCUCCGGAAAGGGUUCUGCUUGCUGUAGCGAUUGCAAGGGAACUGGGUUUCGUGCCAAGUGGUUGGAAAAGCCUCCAGUGCCGUUGUAGAUGAUGUUGAACAAAAGCAAUUUUUUUUUUACAGAGCAAAAAUGUUUACUUUGAUUCAAGUGGAUUUUAAUAUAUCUCUGUACAUGUAUUGUCUAUAAAUAUGUCAUACGUUCACUAUUAUUUUUCUCAAU
Molecule: messenger RNA, 711 nt
Organism: Eutrema salsugineum
Lineage: Eukaryota; Viridiplantae; Streptophyta; Magnoliopsida; Brassicales; Brassicaceae
Exons: 3
Coding region: 59-580 (173 amino acids)
Source: RefSeq, a predicted model, not a curated record